Molecule: messenger RNA, 648 nt
Organism: Alternaria metachromatica
Lineage: Eukaryota; Fungi; Ascomycota; Dothideomycetes; Pleosporales; Pleosporaceae
Exons: 1
Coding region: 1-648 (215 amino acids)
Source: RefSeq, a predicted model, not a curated record
AUGUCAAGCUCUAAGACUACAGAUCCCGAUGCCUCUCUCGUACCCACAAAGACCCAGGAUGUUCUCUCGACCAAAACCGCAGCAGAACUAAUUCAAGGAAAGCUGGAGAGUGAGAUCGAGACGCUUGACAUUCGUCAUUCGGCGUCAUGGAUCGAAGGGAAAGAACAAGCAAAAGGCACCUGCAACAUAGUAUCGCUCCAGUCACCACCAUGGACUACAAAUCUCCCUGCGAAGAGACCGUGGCAUGAGUACGGUCUCACACCCGGAGGCUUCCCACGGCACGGCCGACUCUCGCCUUGGCUCUACCUUUGCGAUCACACCUGCGAUCUGAGCUUGUGCGACAUCACCUUCCGGUUACCCUAUACUUGUCCGCUCGGUUCAGGCUGUCGCUGGAGACACGAGAUUCUCUGGGACGAGCUGAGCUUCCUUAUCACCAGCGGUCGCCUCACCCUCCGACGUGCUCGUGUCAUGCUCGCAAACUGGCAGUCAUCUGCGUCGUUGGAUGAUGAUGUUGACGCUUGGCACCGCAUGAACGCCAUAAUCGACCGUCUGCAGCAUCUCGAGGCGCCAGCUAUACUUAGAUACACAUAUCCGUAUCUGUUCCCCGUCCGCGACUCUCACGCUCUCUUUUCGAGACUGAGCGACUGA